AGCAUGUCACGUGACCAUACCUUGCUAUCAGGUGACGGACGUCGAUUCCGACGAUUCCAUGGAAGCUCCCUCCUCCAUCCAAAAAUAGCUUCUCCAAAUCGAAACUCAUACUCUCCCCUGAAUUUCAAUCUCUCUCUCUUCUCACGAUUCCAGUCAUUUGAAUUGGAUUCGACACAUCGAAUUCGAUUUCCGCUCUCGUUUCAUUUCUUUCUCCUAUCGGAGGAAGAAUGAGAAGAGCACAACGGCGAAUACAAAUGGCAAUGGAAUGGUAAAUAUAGCAUCUCCGUUCAUCGCCAUUGAUCUCGAUUCGAGGGUUUUUUUUUCUGGGUUUUUGUUUUUUUGUUCGGUGAGAAACCUUAGGGGAUGGGCAAUUGCUUCGAAUCUUGCUCGAAUGGGAGCGAUAACGACGACUCUCCAGUGAACUCAGAGACAUUUUCACGAGGUUCUUGUUCUCCUGUCAAAACCCCGAGUAUUUUAUUUCCUUGGAGGCUAAAAUCUCGCAAUACUACUAAAAGUGAAGCUGUUACUCUAACUACGGGUAGCAAUGUAGAGGAUACAUUGUACAACCCGAGCUCGAAGUCAUUUAUGUUCAAUGAGCUGAAGAAUGCAACCGGAAAUUUCUGUUCUGAUAGCCUCAUCGGUGAAGGAGGUUUCGGGUUUGUUUAUAAGGGCUGCAUUGGCGGGUCUGGAAAUGAAAUUGCUGUCGCUGUGAAGAAGCUCAAACCCGAAGGGUUUCAGGGUCACAAGGAGUGGCUGAGAGAAGUAAAUUAUCUCACUCGGCUGCAUCACCCGAGUCUGGUAAAACUGAUAGGUUACUCCUGGGAAGGCGAAAACCGUCUUUUGGUGUAUGAGUACAUGCCUAAUGGCAGCUUGGAGAAUCAUCUGUUUGCAAAGGGUCAUGCCCUUUCGUGGACGUUGCGUAUGAAAGUAGCUAUUGGUGCAGCUCGCGGUCUACGUUUCUUGCACGAAGCUAAGGACCACGUCAUUUAUAGGGACUUGAAGGCAUCGAAUAUCCUUCUUGAUUCGGAAUUUAAUCCGAAGCUUUCGGAUUUCGGAUUAGCCAAAGAAGGUCCUAGCGGUGACAAUUCACAUGUCACCACCGAAGUCAUUGGCACUCAAGGUUAUGCAGCUCCUGAAUACCUUGCAACAGGUCAUCUAACGACCAAGUGCGAUGUCUACAGCUUCGGAGUAGUUUUGCUAGAGCUCCUCACGGGGAGAAGAGUCAUAGACAGAACCAAAUCCCGAGAAGAAGAAAACCUCGUGGAAUGGGCGAAACCGUACCUUAGGGACAAGAGGAAAGUGUUCAGGAUAAUGGACACGAAGCUCGUGGGUCAGUACCCACAGAAAGGCGCAUUCAUGGUGUCGUUCUUGGCGUUACAGUGCAUCGGAGAAGCUAAGGUCCGACCAUCAAUGGCGGAGGUCUUGUCUCUUCUUGAGAAAGUUCCUGUUCCAAGGCAUAGUAGUUGUAAGAGCAGAAACAGUUUCAAAGCCUCAGCCUCUUUGUCUUCUAAGAGUUUUCUCAGACACAACAAUAAGGAGUAAAACUUACUGCCAUUUCUUUAGUUAAAAAUACUUGGCUAAUGCAAAUAUUUAAAGUUUUAUUUCA
Molecule: messenger RNA, 1606 nt
Organism: Tarenaya hassleriana
Lineage: Eukaryota; Viridiplantae; Streptophyta; Magnoliopsida; Brassicales; Cleomaceae
Product: protein kinase 2B, chloroplastic
Exons: 6
Coding region: 364-1542 (392 amino acids)
Biological process (GO): protein phosphorylation
Molecular function (GO): protein kinase activity; ATP binding
Source: RefSeq, a predicted model, not a curated record